Molecule: messenger RNA, 2751 nt
Organism: Corvus hawaiiensis (hawaiian crow)
Lineage: Eukaryota; Metazoa; Chordata; Aves; Passeriformes; Corvidae
Gene: FNDC10
Product: fibronectin type III domain containing 10
Source: RefSeq, a predicted model, not a curated record
CCGGCACCGCCUCUCCAUUGGCGGCCCCGCGGCGGCUGCGGAGCUCCGCUCGCCCCGCGCGUCCGCCGGCCCCGCGCUCCGAGGCUCCAUGCGGCGGCCGCCGGCAUGCCCGGCACGCCCAGCCUGCUGCCGCCGCUGCUCGCCCUGCUGUGCCUCGGGGUCGCCGACCCCACCCGACCCCGACCGCGACCCCGACGAGCCGUGGUGCCCCUACAAGGUGGGCGGCGAUGGCGCGGCGGCGGCGGGGGCGCGGCUCUGCUUCCGCCCGCCGGCCCGCGGCUUCCAGUGCGCGGCGCGGGGGUGCCGCGCCCACCGCUCCGCGGGCGGUGCGCUGGUGGCCAACGUGCUGCGGAACGGCAGCGUGCUGCUGCAGUGGGGGCUGCGGCACUGGGGGCCGCCGCGCCCCGCCGCCGCCCUGCGCGGCUUCACGCUCAACUGCUCGUGGGACGGCACCUACACGCGCUUCCCCUGCGACAGCGUGGAGCUGGGCGCCGCAUGUCGCGACUACCUGCUGGCCGAGGCGCACGGCAGCGUGCGCUACCGCCUGUGCCUGCAGCCGCGCUACGCCCCGCCGCGCCCCGCGCCGCCCGCGCAGUGCGUGGAGUUCCGCGUGGAGCCCGCGGCCAUGCGCGACAUCGUCGUGGCCAUGACGGCCGUGGGGGGAUCCAUCUGCGUCAUGCUCGUCUUCAUCUGCCUGCUCGUGGCCUACAUCACCGAGAACCUCAUGAGCCCCGCGCUCGCCCGCGGAGGAGCCGCCGCUGCCGCCGGCCCGCGCCGCGCGUAGUGCGGGAAGGGAUGCUGCUGAUGCUGAUGCUGCUGAUGCUGCGCCGCGGAGCGCGGGGCUGGCGCCGGACAGCUCCCGCAGCCGUCAUUCCAGAGCUUUCCGGCGAGGGAAGAGGUUUUCCAGACUGUUCCGGCAGCGUUGGGUUUGCCAUGCCCAAAUUUCCAGGAUGUGGGUUUCCGUGGGAGCUCGGAGCUCUUCUUCGUCAUGGGGUGGCUUCUCAGCCAGAGCCAUUCGCAGUGACUGAACUCGUGGCAUCUCAGCGGAUCAAAAAGCAAUGGCAAAGGUCCACAAGCGCCAGAAAUAGUCUGUUUUUAAGGGCAAGUGCAGAUCUUGCCGAGGGCCUGUUGGAAAAGACUCUCCAGAACACCCUUAUUUUAAACCUAAAACCUCUUGGUCUUAGACCCGUGCUUGAUUUUAUUCCUGUGGGGUGAAGUUGUUUAAAGUUCAGGAGAACUGACUGGUGGAACCACAACCCCCAUAGCUAAGUGCGUGUUUGAUCCAAAGCUCACUUAAACCAAGUGUUUUAGGUGGGUUUUGUAUCAUGCCUUAUGCUGGUCACAAAUUUUGGGGCCUACACUGGCCACUGUCCAAAAAACAACGGGGGUUUUCUGGUCAGCUCCAGUGACCACCAACAUCCAACACCUGCUUUUCUCCCAUUCGAACUGUGUCAUAGUUUCACAAAGAGUGAAGGUAAAGGGAUAAAUUGAGUAAGAAAACUCCGUUUCGUUGAGCAACUAGGAACCAACCCUUAAUUAUAAGUAAGGUAUAAGUGAGCACCCCCGUUGCCCUCUGAAACCCCCUCCUUUAGCAACGCUGUGUGCAGCUGCACUAAGGUAGAAGCUUCUUGACCACAGAACUCACUGAUGUUGUAGCCGAGUGUUUUGAGCGUAGGAACACUCCUCGUUAACUCCUCACUUGAUGCUGUAGUAAAGUAAGGUUUUAGCCAUACUCCAGUACUGAUUCUAUUGUGCCUUAGUGCUGAGAAUUUGUCCCAUUUCUAUUGGUGUAUCUGUUCCUGUAGUCCUCAUAGGCAAGUGUAUCUCCCUCGUGUUCUUGUCUCUGGAAUUAGUGGUUGUUGGUUUGUCUGUUUGUUUUCUUUAAAAAAAAAACAAACAAACUUGGGCUGAUCAUUACUUGAAAUUUAAUAUAUACACAAAGUAGUUACCUUCAGAGAGGUAUUUAGUGAGGUAGUUUUUAGUACGUGUUGUUUGUAUGUAGCUGACUGCUGUAACACAAAAAAUUAAUUUAUUACCACUUAGAAACUGUGCACUUAAAGCAAAAAAAAAGUAGGGGAGCAGCUCUGCUGUAAAGGGGUUGUUGCUGUUAAAACACGUCAGGUUCACGUGUGGUCUGUUUGUGUAAAUGUUUAGCACUGGUGAACGACCUGUUUGCUUUUCCUUGUGAAAGUAGUUUGUGAAGUUUAAAGUUGGUGGUAGAGGGUAAGUAUAGGAAGUGUAUGGAAUCCUUAAUAACACAGAGUAUUUGUACUGAACAUAAUCCCUUCGAUAACUUGGGAGUGGCUGAGGAACUGAAGGUCUGCAUUUCAUCAGGCAGAAACACCUUUUUAUUUGUUUGUUAUUCCUGCUGUGCUUCCAUUCUCACAUGCAGCUGACUCCGUUUAAGUGUUCUGUGUUUAUUACCUUGCCUAGGUACUUGAUUUAAGCAACUUGCCAAUGCCAUCAUUUUUGGUUUUUUAUCCCUAAGGAGAUGGACUGUUGGAAGAAAAGGCAGUUUUUAAGAACACAAAGACAAAUUUUGGGUUUAAGUCAGCCUUUGCUGUAGCCAGUUCAGCACAGGAGCGUUGCAGUGCCACUGAUUUGGGACAUCUCUGUCAGCUUUUGUCAGCCAAUGUCACUGUUCUGUUCUUCAUCUUGUCAUGAAUUGCCAGAUGUGGAAACCAGCUGUAUAAACAAUGAGCCUUGUACCACCUUGGCAUUGAACUUAAUAAAUUAAGAGAAUAAUGAAAA